ACUGUAUGUCAACCUAAGGUUUCCUAGAGGCACAACUCCACCGCUGGAACCUCACGGACCCAUCCCCAUGUGGGAUUCGAGCCCACUCACACACUGCCGGCGGAUACGUGAUAUGCGUCAUGCGAACGAGACGCGUUGUUUACGGAGCAACCGGAGUCGUAACCAGAGAACAAAGCCACAUCAGAAUGCUCUGCGGCUGUCGCCACUCGCAGUGCGAAUUCGCAAUCAGUUCGCAAGUGGGAACCGAUCCAUUCAGAUGGCAGCCGCAGUAGUCCAAAGUUUCGGAGGCCAGGAGAAGCUCUUCGUGAGCCGGGCCACAAUCCAGUUGCAGUUGCCCCAGGGCGGCGCCAGUUCGCCCAUCUUCGAGUGGCGCACAGAGGUGGCCACGCCUACGCCGGCGCCCGUUCCCGUUCCCGCCCACGAGGAGAAGUGCAUUAGUGGCAAGCAGAGCACGGAAGCUGCCACGCCCAAGAGCAAUUACUACACGCCCCCGCGAAUCCUCGGCACGGAGGCGAAGCGCAAGAACCUGCCCCAAACGUUGAGCAACUUCUUCGAGGCGGAGCGCCACUCCAGCGCCUGGAAUCGCGUGACCAAGUAGGCUCCUCUUCCAGUCACAAAGCGAGUUCCAAUCCCGUAAAGCAAGCGAAGGGAGGCCUAAUCGAUUAACCCAUUAAGUGCCAAGGGCUGCAGGAUAGUGAAAUUCCAUUCCGUUGCCAAAAAUUCCAAUUCAUGCCCCAAAAUUGCUUGCUUACCCAGGGAUUGGAGUGGGAUUCGAAUGGGUGGAUAGAAAUGGCCUGGAAAAUGAUAGCAAGGGCUGAACGAACUAUGUAUAUAAGCAUCCCAUGAAUAUUUAUGUGCCACCCCCUCUUGUACCCUGAUAAUGCAAUAAAAGUAUUAUUUGAUAGAUAAA
Molecule: messenger RNA, 910 nt
Organism: Drosophila yakuba
Lineage: Eukaryota; Metazoa; Arthropoda; Insecta; Diptera; Drosophilidae
Exons: 1
Coding region: 68-598 (176 amino acids)
Source: RefSeq, a predicted model, not a curated record